AGUCCAUGGCAAUGCAGGCCAUUUGCAUCUUCUGAAAACAGAAAACCAGAAUAGGGUUGCUGCAUUGCAGUAAAUACUAUCUCUGAUUGCCAUGGCCUCUUAUGUGUUGCCAGUGUUGCUGCUCCUGUGUGUAGCGGCGUCGGCGUCAGCCUCGCCUGGGCUGUCGCCGAGGUUCUAUGCGAGAUCGUGUCCCGGAGCUCUGGACACCAUCAGGAUCGCCGUGGAGGAGGCCGUGAGGAACGAGCCCCGCAUGGGGGCCUCUCUGCUCCGGCUGCACUUCCACGACUGCUUCGUCCAAGGCUGCGACGCAUCGGUGCUGCUGAAUGACACGGCCACCUUCACCGGCGAGCAAAGCGCUGCUCCCAACGUGGCGUCCAUCCGAGGCUUCGCCGUCAUCGACAACAUCAAGGCCCGUGUCGAGGCCAUCUGCCGGCAGACCGUCUCCUGCGCCGACAUCCUUGCCCUCGCCGCCCGCGACUCCGUCGUCGCCCUGGGAGGCCCAUCAUGGACAGUCCCACUAGGCCGCCGGGACUCAACAACAGCAAGUCUCUCCCUAGCCAACAGCGACCUCCCAGCUCCAUCCUUCGACGUGGCCAACCUGACAGCCGCCUUCGCCGCCAAGAACCUCAGCGUGACCGACAUGGUGGCCCUCUCAGGCGGCCACACAAUCGGGGACUCGCAGUGCCUCAACUUCAGGGACAGGAUCUACAACGAGACCAACAACAUCGACGCCGCCUUCGCGACGUCGCUCAAAUCCAUCUGCCCGCGCUCCACGAGCUCCGGCAACAGCAGCCUGGCGCCUCUGGACGUAGCAACGCCCACAGCAUUCGACAACAAGUACUAUGGGAACUUGUUGGCGAAGAAGGGGCUCUUGCAUUCGGACCAGGUGCUGGUGAAUGCCAGAGGCGGCGUUGGCGGGCUUGUCAGGAGGUAUGCGGGCUCCCCUGCGAGGUUUGGGAAGGAUUUUGGGGCUGCCAUGGUGAGGAUGGGGAAUGUGAGCCCGCUCACUGGGUCGCAGGGCCAGAUCAGGCUCAUUUGUUCCAGGGUUAACUGAUUCAGUUGUGGUACUGGCUGGUUAACUUUGUUCAUGAAUGUAAGAUGUUUUGAUAUGCUAUUUUUAGCCUACCCAAACGUCUUACAUUUUGCAUGGAAUAAAGCUAGUAUUAGCUAUAGCUACUGCUAUGUAUCAUGUACUGUGAUGUAUGAGAGCAUUCCGCUCAAAAUUUGCCCAGAUGUUCAAAUGCCAUUCAAAAAAAUUUGUUUCAAAUUUGCCA
Messenger RNA from Brachypodium distachyon (stiff brome), 1274 nucleotides. RefSeq names its product peroxidase 70. The transcript has 3 exons. Gene Ontology annotation, biological process: hydrogen peroxide catabolic process; response to oxidative stress. Lineage: Eukaryota; Viridiplantae; Streptophyta; Magnoliopsida; Poales; Poaceae. Gene Ontology annotation, molecular function: heme binding; peroxidase activity. Bases 92 to 1054 code for a protein of 320 amino acids. The record is from RefSeq and is a predicted model, not a curated record.